ACAUAUGGUUUAAUGGGACAAGGAGGAGUAGAGGUGCCCCUAGCUGAGGCAGAAAAAACUAUGGAUCUUGAUAUACUUUUAGACUUUAAGCUGAUUUUCAACAAUCAUAUUUUUCAGACUGUUAGAAAAGCAAACAGAAUGGUUAGUUUGCUAAAAUGUAAUUUCAAAAAUGCACCUAUAGCAGCUUUUUUGCUUCUUUAUAAAUCUAUGGUAAGGUCAAUUCUGGAGUAUGGUGUGGUUGCAUGGUACUCAUUUAGAAAAUACCAUAUUCAGCACUUAAAAAGGGUUCCGAAACGAGCAUCCAAAGUACCAUUCCAAUGCAGAGGAUUAUAA
This is a messenger RNA of Helobdella robusta, 333 nucleotides long. RefSeq lists its product as hypothetical. The transcript has a single exon. Lineage: Eukaryota; Metazoa; Annelida; Clitellata; Rhynchobdellida; Glossiphoniidae. The annotation marks the transcript as partial. The record is from RefSeq and is a predicted model, not a curated record.